GGGAUCUCGCGAUCAGUCACAAUGAUGCUCCGGAGUGCAACUCGCCAUAUGAUCUCACUGCUGGCGCUGGUGAUCAUGUUUUGCGUGGUGGGAUAUCUGAAUAACAACAAAAAUGCCAUCAACGAUCAGUCGGUUUUGAUAGAGCGAUUCCUAGCUUCGCAUUCGCGGGGUGACAAUAAUGGAAGCAGCAGUAGUGCAACGCCCAUGCCGGGGGAUUUCGGAUCACCGGUUACGUUUGGUAAAACGACCGAGGAAUCGAUUGGGAAGAUGAUAAAAAUGGGCUUCGAAAGCCAGGGUUUGAAUCAGUACGCGUCGGAUUUGGUGUCGGUUCAUCGGCGGUUGCCGGAUAUUCGGGCCGAAUGGUGCAAAGAACCGGGUCGAUAUUUGUCCAAUUUGCCGGAGACAUCCGUCGUUAUAGUGUUCUACAAUGAAGCGUGGUCCGUUUUGGUGAGGACGGUUCAUUCGGUUCUGGAUCGAUCGCCACCGGAGCUGAUAAGGGAGAUUGUGCUGGUGGAUGAUUUCUCAUUUUUGCCUCAUCUGAAAACUCAACUGCAGGAUUACUUCCUGGCCUAUCCAAAAGUCAAAAUUGUUCGAGCUGAAGAGCGGUUGGGCUUGAUGAGGGCCCGACUACUCGGAGCCAAAACGGCCGAAGGCGAGGUGCUAACCUUUCUCGAUGCCCACGUGGAAUGUACUGAAGGAUGGCUGGAGGCUUUGCUGGAUCCUGUAGCACGAAACUGGACCACCAUAUCCAUUCCAACGGUCGACUGGAUCGACGAAAAGGAUAUGCAUCUGCGAUCGGAGGCUGCUCCUAUGUUCUACGGAGCGUACGAUUGGGAUCUGAAUUUUGGCUGGUGGGCUAGGUCUACACGGAAGAACAAGCCGGAUAACAUCUAUGAGCCAUUCGAUUCCCCGGCCAUGUCCGGUGGACUUUUUACCAUCACUAGGAGGUUCUUCGAACAUGUCGGAUGGUACGACGAGGGUUUUGAGAUUUAUGGCAUAGAGAAUAUUGAGCUUUCAAUGAAGAGUUGGAUGUGCGGAGGAAAAAUGGUAACGGUUCCUUGCUCGAGAGUUGGUCACAUCGCGAAAGCCGGUCAUCCUUAUAUGAUGCAAUCUCACAGGGAUUAUGUGAGAUCGAACUCGCUCAGAUUGGCGGAAGUGUGGAUGGACGAAUAUAAGCAGGUGAUCUUCGACAUUUAUGGAAUCCCAAAGUAUCCCGUUGAAGAUGCUGGCGAGGUUUGCAUGAGGAAAGAAAUUCGUAAGAAAGCCCAAUGCAAAUCAUUCAAGUACUAUGUGACGACAGCCUUUCCGGAAAUGCACAGUCCUGCGGUCAAGGGAUGGUUCCGAGGAGAGAUGAAAAACAAAGCCCUCGGAAGUAAAAUGUGUCUGCAGUACGAUAAGGGGGAUAACUUUUUGGGCAUGCGAGAGUGUAACCAUCAGCAGACGAAUCAGUACUGGACCCACAACUAUUACGAUGAGUUAAAUAGCCGCAAAAAUUGUUUGGAUUACAUCGGUACUGGAACAUAUGUAGGCGUAGUUGGAUGUCAUCGAAGUCGAGGCAAUCAGGGAUGGGAAAAUGUGAACGCCACUGGACAGUUUCGUAUUAAGAAGUACAACAAGUGCCUGGAAUUGGACUUGACGACUAAUAAUACAGUCAUUGUGGCCGAUUGUGAUGUGAAAAAAGAUAAUCAGUUUUGGAUGGUGGAGCCAAUAGAUUUAGAUGUUUCAUUUUUCAGUAAAUGAAAGCAAGUUACAACA
Molecule: messenger RNA, 1755 nt
Organism: Uranotaenia lowii
Lineage: Eukaryota; Metazoa; Arthropoda; Insecta; Diptera; Culicidae
Product: putative polypeptide N-acetylgalactosaminyltransferase 9
Exons: 3
Coding region: 22-1740 (572 amino acids)
Cellular component (GO): Golgi apparatus
Source: RefSeq, a predicted model, not a curated record